AUGAACUUACGAAUUCAACUUUUGAGGUUCAUACACCAUGAUCAGGUUCUCGAGAAAGCGAUGCUACGUUUCUGCAAAGCGGUUUCAUUUCUACAUCGAGCAACUUUGAAACUCAAUGUGCCUGUCCCGAAUGGCUGUUAUUUUGCGAAUGUUAUAGAGGAGCUCACUGCUAGGGUUCCGCUCCUUUCUGACUUCCAUCGCAAUCACAACAAGCAGUCAAAUGACGAUGAUGCAACGACGACUCGUAAUCAUGGAUCUGACGCCAAUGAAAUGCUAGCCUAUCUCUAUGAAAUUGACUCGGAAGCUGGAACAAGAAUUAUGAAACGGUAG
Molecule: messenger RNA, 330 nt
Organism: Cylicocyclus nassatus
Lineage: Eukaryota; Metazoa; Nematoda; Chromadorea; Rhabditida; Strongylidae
Source: the annotation of a GenBank genome assembly